Pectinophora gossypiella (pink bollworm) is the source of this 1506-nucleotide messenger RNA. RefSeq lists its product as uncharacterized. NCBI's taxonomy places the organism in Eukaryota, Metazoa, Arthropoda, Insecta, Lepidoptera, Gelechiidae. Bases 1 to 1506 code for a protein of 501 amino acids. The record is from RefSeq and is a predicted model, not a curated record. The transcript is spliced from 3 exons.
AUGGCGCCCCCAACAGCCGGUGUGUCGAAGCGCAUGUCUCGCGUGUUCGUGAGCACCCGCCUAUCGAACGCCAUCACAGCCACCGCUACUUCGCCCGCACUGCCGCCUAUCGCCCGGACCUACCGGCCGCCCGUUUUCCCGCGACCCCUGCCCCAACUUCCGGGAACAGAGGCCGCGGCAAAGAGGACCGCCACGCCGCCGGAGAGGCCCCUGCCGCAACUCCGCACGAAGACCAGCCCGCCCGUUGCACUCUCCAUGCCCUCAUUGGACAUGGAGACGUCGCCGCCGCGCACAUUCUGCUUCGCGCCCACCAACCCUUUUUCGCCGCCCUCCAUGUCCAGGCCGGACACGGAGAUAACACCGCCGCGAUCAUACGCGGCGGUGUUAAAUACCAACCCGGACUCGCCGCCGCAUGCGCCUCCGCGCCCGUCCCUCCGGACGACGCCCACGCCAUCGCCGCCGAAGAAGACCGCCCAGCAGCCACCGCUCGCCCCCGCGAGCAGGAAAAUACCACCAAUAGUGGUGGACCAGCUGCCGAACUGGCCGCACCACUUCCGCCAGCUGCGGGAGGUGCUCGGCCAUGUCCCCAACGCGCGCCCAGCUACGGGACUCUCCUGGUUCGCGUACGCCCCCCCGGCGGAGCGCUCGCUGAAGCUGGCGAUCCUCGGCCUGCCCGUGGAUACGAACCCCACCGAGCUGGAGGAGGAGCUGCGCAACCGCGGCUUCUGCCCAGAAUACGUCCGCCCCAUCCAGGGCAAAAGAGGGUGCGUCUUCUUUGUGGAGAUGAAGAGGACCAAAGACUUCCACACCAUCUACGAGACCACCGAGCUGCUGUGCAUGCCCGGUGUGAAAGUUGAGGCAUGGAGAGGACGCAAGGGGCCCUCCCAAUGUCACCGCUGCCAACAGUUUCGCCACAGCAGCCACAAUUGCCAUCGCCCGGUGGCCUGUGUUCGCUGUGGCGAAAGCCAUGCGGCCAAAGACUGCCUGCGGCCCCGGGAGGUUCCAGCCACCUGCUGUAACUGCGGGGGGGGACACCCGGCCAACAGCCCUUCUUGCCCGGUCAAGUUGCGCGAGCUGCGGAACACGAAGGCGGGAACCGCGCCUAUGACCACAGCAAGAAGAGCCCCACUGCCACCUCCACCCUCAACAGUGGACCCCAGCAGCGAGCCGACCGCGCGGAGCUCGCUUAUGGCCGCGGCGAACGGCCCAGACGGGCCCAAGCCGCGCAGGCCGAAGCGCAUCCGCGCGAGGGCAAAGCCUGCCCCUGCAGCCUCCAUCACUGUCGAGCCGCAGCCGACACCGACGCCGAACCAAGCGGUCGCCGCCCCUCCCAGGGGGGGGAAGAAGGCGAAGCCCCAAGUGGAGGAACCAUCGGCCCCAUCCAGUGAGAAACUGGAAGUGCUGGAGCAGACGAUCCAACUGCUGCACAACGUCCUCGCUGCCAUCCGCUCACGGAUUGACCCUGUGCCCAUCAUCUUCAUCAAGACCCCCGACUUCACCCUUUAG